CUCAGCACUCUGUCUCCUCUCCAUUUGUGCAGGUAUAGUGGAGUCAGCGCUGUUCAAACCUCUGCUGUUCGCGCACGGUAGCACCCUCAACAAGAAGUCAGGCGAGAUAGAGAGUAGAGAGAAAAAGAGCAAAGCCCACACGUCAGGGAUGCCGAAGCGCAAGGCCGACGAGGAGGGGUCCGGGGGAGAAGAAGAGGAGAGGGGGGCCACCACCACCGACGACGGCGAGACUGGGAAGAGAAGUUCCGCGAACACCGGUGCUGCAGCCGGUAGCAGCAGCGGCAGCAGCAGCAAGAAAGCGAAGAAGCAGAGCGAUGGCUCCGGCGUCAGCAACAAGAUAGAGCUCGGCAACAAGAAGUUCGUGGACGUGCGUGAGUUUAAGGGCAAGAUUUACGUGGACAUCCGUGAGUACUACGAGAAGGACGGGGAGAUGAGGCCCGGGAAGAAGGGCAUCUCGCUUUCCACGGAACACUGGGAGGUGCUCAAGGAGAACAUGGACGACAUCAACGCAAAGGUCGAAGAGCUAAGCGGUUGACGAGCACAAGUGGGAAGAAAUGAAGAGGGGGAUAUGCAGAGGGGAAAGGGGAUUAGAGGGGUAGCGAUGGGGUGG
Molecule: messenger RNA, 610 nt
Organism: Ectocarpus siliculosus
Lineage: Eukaryota; Phaeophyceae; Ectocarpales; Ectocarpaceae
Source: the annotation of a GenBank genome assembly